AUGAAAUAUUUAGUGCUCUUUGCUUUAGUACUUUUGACAAUCGCAGUAAAUGACAAUCAGACAAAGUAUUUGUUAAAUAAAUAAAAAGACAAAAAUCAAUUGAAGAACAACAUCCUUCUCUUUUUAGAGCAUUAAAAAAUAUGGCAUUAUUACAAGAGUAAUCAUAAUAAUUAGAUUACUCUCGUUUGAUUAAUGCGAUUAAUGAUCUUGAAUCUGAAAUCACAUAAAAUAAGGAGGAUGAAAAUACAUCAUUCAAUAAAGACUUUUUAUCCAACAAUGCAGAUUAAGAAUUUUAUGAAAAUCAAAUAACUUAAUAUUAAGUAGAAGUAGCACAACAUGAAGUUGAUUUAGCUGAUCUUACAGAAGCUAGAAACACAUUAUAAUCAUUAUUAAAUGAUGCAAUCAAAGAACAAUAAGAUGUUACACUUUUAAGAAAUUAAUUGGAUCAAUAAAUGAAGACUGAUGCUGCUAAUACUGCUGCCUAAUUAUAAGAAUAUGAUGAUUCUGCUGCUGCAAUUGAUGAAGCUCUUAAUAUGUUGACUUCCUUAAAGAAUGCUGAUAGCUUAGUAUAAGUAAAUGACAAAUUGAAAACUCAUUUGAGUAAAUAAAAGGUAUUCUUCCAACCAUUAAUUGUUGCUCUUGCUGAAAUUGCUUAAUCUAAGUAAAAAGAAUUACAUUACAUUAUAGUUUUGCAAAUCAAGAAUUAAUUAGCAAAGUUACUAAACUUUUAAAUUAAUUGAGAACUUCACUCUUAGAAAGCAGAUUACAAUUAGUUGUAUCAUCUUAAGGAUUGGAAACAAUGAAUAAAGAAUUGUUGGCUACUUAUGAUUCAAAAUUAAAUGUAUUAUCUACAGUUGUCUUACCAGAUUUUAGAGAGAAUAUUGAAAUUAAGGAUGGUAUGUGAAAUAAUUAAAUAAUUUAGCUGAAAUUAAAGCAAAAUCAAAUUUACUCAAUGAUGCUAGAUCUAAUUUGUAAGAUUCUUAAGAUAAUUUGAAAGCCACAUAGGAUGCAUGGAUUGUUAGAGCUAAUUUGAACUCUAAAUUAAUAUAAUAAUAUGAUAAUGAUCUAUCACUUAUUUAAUAAGUCAAAUAAAGUUUUGAUAGAGCAGGUAUCAAAUAAUGAUU
Paramecium pentaurelia is the source of this 1124-nucleotide messenger RNA. Lineage: Eukaryota; Ciliophora; Oligohymenophorea; Peniculida; Parameciidae. The record is from the annotation of a GenBank genome assembly.